This is a messenger RNA of Arctia plantaginis, 222 nucleotides long. The record is from the annotation of a GenBank genome assembly. Lineage: Eukaryota; Metazoa; Arthropoda; Insecta; Lepidoptera; Erebidae.
AUGCAAGUUUUCCUGGCGCAGAUGCACGUAUGCGCUGCGGGAAGGCGCGCCGCGUGCCGCGAUGCUGUGCACUACUGGCGCGUAAAACACUCUACUCCCGCGCAUUCAUAUGUGGAAAACCGACAAACUGACAGAGUGGACGUCGUAGUCCCGUCGUCACAUACCGAGAACACGCACACUACGUCGACGUUCAUGUGUUACAACCAAAGUGUUCGGUUGUGA